This is a messenger RNA of Ochotona princeps (American pika), 448 nucleotides long. RefSeq names its product C-C motif chemokine ligand 19 (gene CCL19). NCBI's taxonomy places the organism in Eukaryota, Metazoa, Chordata, Mammalia, Lagomorpha, Ochotonidae. Gene Ontology annotation, cellular component: extracellular region. Gene Ontology annotation, biological process: immune response; positive regulation of GTPase activity; cellular response to tumor necrosis factor. The transcript has 4 exons. Bases 149 to 448 code for a protein of 99 amino acids. The record is from RefSeq and is a predicted model, not a curated record. Gene Ontology annotation, molecular function: chemokine activity; CCR chemokine receptor binding.
CAAGCACUCACACCAACUGCUAGCUCUCUUCGGAUCCCUGCCCUUGCUAUCGGCUUCCCCUGCUCCCUGCUGCACUGCCAGCCUGAACCUCCUCUGCCUCCCAGGCUCCUGCAAACGCACACCUGCUCCAUCACACGGUUCACCCUCCAUGGCCCCUGGCACAGCCCCCCAACUCCUGGCCCUCAGCCUGCUGGUUCUCUGGACUUCCCCAGCACCAGCUCUGGGUGGUGCUAACGAUGCCGAAGACUGCUGCCUGUCUGUGACCCAACGCCCCAUCCCCUUGAACAUCGUGAGAUCCUUCCGCUACCUCCUCAUCACCGAUGGUUGCCAAGUGCCUGCCGUGGUGUUCACCACCCUGAGGGGGUUCCAGCUCUGUGCACCCCCAAACAAGCCCUGGGUGAGCCGCAUCAUUCGGAGACUGGAGAGGAUCUCCACCAAGGGCAAGUAG